Messenger RNA from Orbicella faveolata, 4394 nucleotides. RefSeq names its product E3 ubiquitin-protein ligase TRIM71-like. The record is from RefSeq and is a predicted model, not a curated record. NCBI's taxonomy places the organism in Eukaryota, Metazoa, Cnidaria, Anthozoa, Scleractinia, Merulinidae. Gene Ontology annotation, molecular function: zinc ion binding; protein binding.
AAUUAAAAUCAGUGAACUUAUUCCUGAGUGGUUCAUCUUAGUAAUCACACAAAUUCGGUUUACUCAGGUAACCAAUCAUAAUGCUCCUUUUAAUCCUGGGCUAAUUUGACAUUAUUGUCACGCAGUAUGUCACGCUACUUAGCAGCAUUACCGACAUGCAUUGUUAACUCAGUCGGUAUGUCGCCAUUACCUGACCUUGUUCCUCCGACGAAAACAUUAACCAGCUUUUAAUAAAUCAACAGAAGGUUUUCACUACACAAACCGGCAGAAUCGUGAUUGGCUGAUAGCCCAUGUGUUUGUAAAAUGCCACCUGUUACCACAACCUCUAUGUCUCGACAUGUUUUUAAAACAUACAUUAUUGAGAAAGAACUGUGCAUAUAAUAUACAUUUUUUUUUACCAAAACUUUGAACAUUGUUACUCGAAAGUCCUAACUGAAGACAAUCGGACGCAUUUUGAUUGCCAACACUAACACUCUUCGUUUAAAAUCUUAUUAUGACAAAUUUUAUUUCCGUCCACAGUUCAAAACUGGUUAUUAUGACUGUGGGGAAAACAUACCACAAGGUUUUUGUCAUCUACCCAGAGGAAGUCUUAAUUCUAAAGCAGCUACUGGCUUCCGUGCGUGAGAGUUAGAUAUGUAAAACGAGACAGUACCUACUUUCUUUGCUCCCCCGCAAAACAAUGAUGCAGAAUUUAGGAAUAUCACUUGCGACUUCACUGACUAAUACAUAAAUUAUUUACAACACAUACCCCCAACUGUUGCUAAAGGAGUUAACGUAUUUCAUAUUAAAUUAAUCAGCAAGGUACGAACGCAACGAAAUAAUCGUCCAUUUGAUAUAUUUUUUUAUAUAGUUGGACAAUUUUCAUCGUAUUUACUACUGCUACAGAAAGGAAGUCGAUCGUUUCGAAUUUCUCACCCACGGUCGAAGGCAUAUUUUACCUUAGCUUUUAUUUCCGUGACUACAAAGCACAAGCUAAUAUUGUAAAUUGCAGCGCAAAAUUACAAGUGCUUCAGUUUGGGCAAAGCAAAUCGCCACUGCUAUGAGACGUUGGAAGACCUGGGAAAGUUUAGCAGUUGAAGAUUAUUUCGAUGAUGUUACGCAGCCAAUUCGUUGGAAUUCAUUGGAGAAACUGGACAGAAUGUCAAGCGAUGGACUUGUCGCUGAAGGGUUCAAAGUUCCGCAAAAACCCAAGAGAAACGAUGGUGUUUUAAACGACCCGUCUCUGUUGUGUGGUGUGUGCAAACAAUUUUUCCACCGGCCUAAACUGCUGCGAUGCCUCCAUAGCUUCUGUAAAAGUUGUAUCGAGAGUCUCGCAGGAAAUGUGCCUGGUAGAGAAGGCACUGUUAUUUGCCCCAUAUGCUCUUCACCUAGUGAACUUGGCAGCAAAGGAAUUGACGAGUUGCCGGUGAAUUUUCUUAUCGCCGUGGAACUCAAAAAUCGGAAUUACGCGGUUGAAGAAAAGAAAGCCCCGAUCAAAUGCGGAAACUGUGAAGACAAUGCGGAAGUUACAGGGCAAUGCAACGAGUGCGCGGAAUUUUUGUGCGACAAGUGCACCUCUGCGCAUAGAAGGGUGCGUGUUACGAGAGAACAUCAAAUUAUCUCCUUAAAUGAGCUAACGACUAAUGACGAAGAGAACAAUAAUUUGUGCAGCCGGGACCAUUGCUCGGAUCACAGCGGCGAAGAACUGACGUACUUUUGCCAAACGUGCAACAAGCUAAUCUGCCGUGAGUGCACGGUGGUGAGUCACCCAAAAACAACGCACGCGUUCGAGCCGCUAAAAGACGCGUCCGGUAAACACAGGCAAGAGAUAACCGCACUGCUAGACGCGAUUAAAAUGAAGAGUCCGUUCGUCAAAAGAGCUCUGUUGGAGAUAGAAGAGGCAUGUGGGGACAUCCCACAACAUGCUCUAGCGAUUGAGGAGCAAAUUAAGGGCUCGACGACACGCUACAUCAGAGCACUGAAAGAGCGCGAGGAACAGCUAUUGGACGAUUUGGGGGCCAUGAGAGAAUAUAAAGCAACAUUGCUAGAACAACAAAAGGAACGCCUGUACAAAGGAAUCAGAGAUAUCGAGAGCAAUUGCGAACUAAUUGAAAAGAUGCUUCAGGAAGGAAAUGCUGCCGAAAUCGCCAGAGUAAAAGAUUUCAUGGCCGGGCGAUUGCGCAACUUAACAGACAUGAUGCAAGACAUGUCGCCAACGGAAGGACCAGAUUUUGAUUACGUCACUGAAGAGGAGCUGCUGUUUGGCAUCAUUAAAAGUGGCGGCAAGAUUGAGAGUAGCACCAGGCCCCCCGCCGUGCGUCUUAUCGGGGAGGGCCUGUACAACGCCGCGGUUGGUAAGACCUCAAGCUUCACUUUGGCUGUGCGGGAGGACGCAGAGAUCAACAAACAUGACCUGGAUGUUCGAAUCGAAACACCUGAUCUAGUCAUUCUCACUUGUAACGUGACAAAGCACAGUUCACACCUUUACACGCUCAGUUACACGCCGAGAAUUCACGGAGAGCACGUGAUCACGGUUCUUGCAAAAGGAGAGGAAGUGGAAGAAAGCCCUUACUCCGUGAACGUCAAAAAGGGGCACAUGUGCUUUGCUACGAAAUCUCUUCCUGUUUGCUUACGGUUUGGUUACAAAGGCAAAGGAAGAGGCGAACUUAACAGUCCUUCUGAUGUUGCUGCAGCGUGCAACGGCGUUAUUGCUGUUGCAGACACACUGAACGAUAGAAUUCAACUGUUCACCAGCAAGGGAGGUUUUCUGCGGCAGUUUGGAAGUCCUGGUGAAGAUGUUGGAAAGUUAAACUCGCCGACCGGUCUUUGCUUCUCUCAAAGCGGACAGAUAGUCGUUGCAGAUCAACAGAAUAACCGAAUUCAGGUCUUCAGUAUGGAGGGAGUACUGUCUAAAGUGAUUGUAUGCAAAGGUCGUAACGCUGGAGAUUUUAAGAAUCCCACGGGUGUAGCUGUCGACGAGGAAGGCCAGCUACUAGUUACAGAUCAGCAGAACCACAGAGUUGUGGUAUUCAACAGUCAUGGAGUCUACAGCAACCAGUUUGGAUCACUAGGAACGAAAGAUGGAGAUUUCAACAACCCUUCCUACAUCGCUGUCUGCCAAGAUGGCGAGAUUUAUGUUACAGACACUUCAAAUCAUCGGGUGCAAAUUUUCGACCCCACGGGGAAAUUUCAGCGAAAAUUCGGCAGGCCCGGCACGGGGGAUGGCGACUUUCAUUAUCCCUCGGGAAUAACAGUUGAUUCAUCCGGGUACAUUUUCGUUUCUGACCGCACCAAUCGCGUGCAGGUGUUUAACUCACACUUGCGCUUUGUGACCAAGUUUGGCGGGAAACUGAGUGGAGACGGUCAGUUGAGCGGGCCGCUUGGAAUUGAUUACACUCCGGAAGGCCGGGUUGCUGUGGCUGACGCCGGAAAUAAUUCUGUUAAGAUUUUCUAUUUUCCCAACGAGUAGAGAACGAAAAGGAUACCACGCGAGAAAAACUUACCGACGGAUAUUGGCAUGAGUACUUAGUCCAACCUACACGUAUUGGUCCGUAUUCUGUUGGGGCUUUUUCUGACACUGUACAAAGCAAUUCAAGAAUUAUAAUUACAGGAAACCGAGAUUUUUUGAAGACAAUUAUCUUUCUUUUGGAUUUUUAUAGGCUGAGCUACGUAAUUUGUGCAAAUUCGUCCACAAACCUCAAGUAACCACUUCAUGUAAUCUGCUGCUUUGGUCAAUCAGAGGAAACAUUGAUUCUUUUUCAGCCAAUUAGGAACUCGUGUUUUCGUUUUCCCGCCCUCAGCACGGGUUGCACGGUGUUGUUGUUGGUUUUGUGCCUUUGCUUUGGUUGGCCAAAAUGAUUACUUUACAGUCAGUUUUGCUUUUACUGAAGACAGUGGUUAGAAACUGCUUUGAUAGUUUUGCAGCCGACAAUUACUAUGCCCCUGGGGGAAGAUAUGUUGUUUAUACGGAUACAGGGAAACCUAAAUUUAUACUUACAGAGAUCAAAUUGAGGCAUCAAACUGAUGCUCUAGGAGCAGUAGAAUUUAAGCUUUUUAAUUCGCUUGGAAGUAAAACUUAAUCACUUGCUUUUUCCAUUCGCAUUUUGAAAUUUACUGACAUAUCUAUGUGAUGACUACGUCAUCUAUAAACUUUAUAUCAAAUUAACGUUAGUUCCAUUCUAAGCCUCAAGGUUAUGUAAUCACAAAUCCUUCACAGGAAGUUUAUAAAAUGUAACGUGUUUUGACACUUAAACUUGUAGUUUCUCCUCGAUGAGAAGUUGACAGGUCUUGAUUGAUCAAAUUCAGAGACCUUUGUAGCUCAUGAUAAUACUGAAACAACGUGUAGCAGUAGAAAAGAUUAGCUGUUAACAUCUUAGCAAAGAAUAAAGAAAUCUGAAAUACUUUUGCUUGUAAAA